AUGAUAUCUGCUUCAAAGCUUCAUAUUUCAUACAAAAUGCGCCAACGAAUCACCUUUGUUCAGCAGCCAGAGGACUCAGUGAACCCAGAGACAAUCAAAAUCACGGACGAUUCUAUUUCGACUACGAAUAUCAAAGCAGCAAGGGAGGAUCGGAUAACAUUCGGGUUCGAUGAGCUCCCGCAGGAGCUAUAUCGUGUGCUCAAAGCUAGCCAUGAGUUACAUAUAAGAUGGGUUAGCGAGAAGGCAUAUGAUACUGUUUCGCCCAUGGUGUCUAGACUUUCACCUGGUCUUCAUGUUUUCUAUACCCCGCAGAGGAAUAGCAAUAAUUCGUAAAUUGCACCUUGGUUUGGCUAUGCUACCUUAACUAACACUGCCAGGAGUCUGCUAUGUCCUUCUCUGAAGAAGGUUUUUGGGGAUAUUGAUUGUAUAUCACCGGAGGUAUUAUUCAACUGUCUUCAGAUACAUGUAAUUUGUACUAAUAGCUUCGCAGGAAUCAUUUACAACCCUCCCCAACGAACGAUUUUCGCUCUCGGCGGCAACACAAUACUACACCCCCCUUUCCUCCAUAGCCGAGCUCAAAUCCUAUAACGACCAUAAACUCUGCCGAAAUUCAGAUCCUCAAUGUCUUUCUCGCUCCUCACUCCUCAACUCAGCAUCCUCGGUGGACAUAGAUUACGACACCAUCUCCCACGCCCUCACAAUAACAACCUUCUGGUCCUCCCAAACCUGGGACCUCGACGUAAAAAAUAACGCCAAACACCGUCUCGAAGUUGGCCUCCUCUCCGUCGCACCUCCCAAAGAACCCAAAGAACUCUCACUAGGCGGUUUCCUCGCAGUAAUAGGGGACCACAAAAAGCUCUCCCCAACACUCUUCUCCUUCCCCUCUCGCCACCAUCCCCUCCCAGAGACCUUCACAUCCACCUACCUCCUCCCAACUGGUCUCCAUCCCACCCUCGAACUCUCCAUCUCCUCUUCCACGCCCCCUUUCCCGUCCUCAGACCGCGAUUGCACACUCCACACCCACCUUACGCUCCCGAAAUCCCUCUUCCCGGAUCGCUACCAACUCAACGAUCCCCUCUUCCUCGCCUCCAAGAAUCUGUCGAGGGUAGAAUACAUCAGCACACCUAUCGACCUCGAAGCCCCCUCCUAUACCAUUCAAACCUGGGGCUCCACCCUCCUCCUCUCCCUCGCCCCUCCCCCAACAAAACACGCCAAAACCCAAAAAUUCACAUCCCAAAUCCUCCUCCACCUCCGCUACCUCCUCCCCUCCCACUCCCCUCCAUCCCAAAUCGCCAUCCCAUCACCCCUCGUCUUCUGGGCCUGUACCGCAGAAGAAGGCAGUA
Molecule: messenger RNA, 1343 nt
Organism: Hymenoscyphus albidus
Lineage: Eukaryota; Fungi; Ascomycota; Leotiomycetes; Helotiales; Helotiaceae
Source: the annotation of a GenBank genome assembly